AUGGUACUGUUGGAGAAGCAAUGGGUCAAUGUCCAGGAGAAGACCUUCACCAAAUGGCUCAAUAACAAAAUAUCUUCGAGAGAUGUCGCAGUCAAAUCGCUCGUUACAGACCUCGCGGACGGUAUCAUCCUUAUACAUCUGUUAGAAGUCCUUAGCAAUGACUCACUCGGCCGUUAUGCCUCCAAUCCGCGCCUCCGGGUCCAGAAAUUCGAAAAUGUCAACAAGUCGCUGGAAUUCAUCAAGAGCCGUGGCAUCUUGAUGACAAACAUAGGCGCCGAAGAUGUUGUGGAUGGAAACAGAAAGAUCAUAUUGGGUCUAAUAUGGACCCUCAUUCUACGCUUCACUAUUUCCGAUAUUAAUGAGGAGGGCAUGACUGCCAAAGAGGGUCUGCUAUUGUGGUGUCAGCGAAAAACCGCAUGUUAUGAAGGGGUCGAGGUCCGAGACUUUUCGACAUCCUGGAAUAAUGGAUUGGCUUUCUGUGCAUUGUUGGAUAUUCAUCGACCUGAUCUAAUUGAUUUUGACACCUUGGACAAGUCGGAUCACAGGGGUAAUAUGCAACUGGCGUUCGAUAUCGCGUCAAAAGAAAUCGGAAUACCCGCCCUUUUAGACGUUGAGGACGUGGCCGAUGUCCCUCGGCCUGAUGAACGAUCACUCAUGACAUAUAUUGCUUAUUGGUUUCACGCUUUUAGCGCAAUGGAAAAGGUUGAGAAUGCAGGUCGGCGGGUGGAAAAAUUCGUCUCCAACAUGCAAGGUGCCUGGGAGAUGGAGUCCGCCUAUGAGAAGAGAAUGCGUGCUUUAUUGCAGUACAUCAGACAACAGAGACAUGCAUGGCACAAUUCAACAUUCCAAGGGACAUACGCGGAUGCGAAAGCCCAGGCAAAUGAUUUGGCGGGCUUCAAACGGAACCAGAAGCGGAAAUGGGUUGCUGAGAAAUCGGAUCUGGCCGCGCUCCUCGGUAACAUCAAGACCAAACUUUUGACAUAUCGUUUGCGACCCUAUGUGCCACCCUCUGAGCUCCGCUUCGAGGUCCUGGAUCAGGAAUGGGCAGCGUUGGGUACUGAUGAACAUGCCCGAAGUAAGCUGAUCAACGAGACCAUCCGGGACAUCAAGAACGGAUUGAGGCGGAGCUUUGCUGACAAGGCUAAUGACUUCGCUCUGACACUUAACACCUUGUCCCUUGCCGUGUCUGGCCUGGAGGGCGAUGUCGAAGAUCAACUCCAACACGCGCAACGACUUUCGGCCAACUUGGCACCUCUAGAACAAUAUCUGGAAGGAAUAGCUAUCCUGGACGAAAAGUGUCAAGAAGCCAACAUCGACGAGAAUGAUUUCACCACAUACACUUAUGACGAACUGCUGUACGAGUUGAGCUUGGUGAAGACCAGCGUGCAGAAGAAACUCACCUUCCUUGAAAACCAAAUGGUGGCCCGCAACAUGACGAAUCUAACCCCAAUCCAAUUGGAAGAAUUUGAGUCGGUCUUUCGGCAUUUCGACCGAGACGGCACCAAUGCAUUACAAGAAUUAGAAUUCAGCGCAGCCCUGGCGAGUCUGGGGCUGGUCUACGACGAGCAAGAGAUGCAUGAGAAGUUCCAGGAGGUCUGUCACACCGGUAUUGAUAGAUCCAUGUCCCCUGUGUCGAGGCGACAAAGAGAAAGCCAUGGAGUUGGAUUCGAGCAGUUUAUUCGAUUCAUGGUGUUAGUGACAGAAGAUCAAAACAGCGCCGAUCAAGUCUUCCAAUCCUUCCGUGAAGUGGCGGAUGGGAAGCCUUACGUGACAGAAAUGGAUCUGAGGCAUUCAUUGAUCCCUGAAGAACUUAUUGAGGAUCUUCUUCAAAGUAUGCCCCAGCACAAAGGGCCAGAUAUGGAAGCAGAUCGAAACGUGCCGAAAUAUGACUAUAUCUCAUUCAUGCAGGGCAUGAUUGGUGAUGGCCACCAUGAAUCUGACAGCGAUAGUGAGGGAGGAAGAAGCGGCUCCAACAGCGUCACUACGCCGACUACGCCCAGGAGGUAA
Messenger RNA from Exophiala aquamarina CBS 119918, 2007 nucleotides. RefSeq lists its product as uncharacterized. The record is from RefSeq and is a predicted model, not a curated record. The transcript is spliced from 2 exons. Bases 1 to 2007 code for a protein of 668 amino acids. Gene Ontology annotation, cellular component: cortical actin cytoskeleton; cell projection; plasma membrane. Gene Ontology annotation, biological process: actin cytoskeleton organization; muscle cell development. NCBI's taxonomy places the organism in Eukaryota, Fungi, Ascomycota, Eurotiomycetes, Chaetothyriales, Herpotrichiellaceae. Gene Ontology annotation, molecular function: calcium ion binding; actin filament binding.